Molecule: messenger RNA, 727 nt
Organism: Fragaria vesca subsp. vesca
Lineage: Eukaryota; Viridiplantae; Streptophyta; Magnoliopsida; Rosales; Rosaceae
Product: protein yippee-like At4g27745-like
Exons: 3
Coding region: 192-512 (106 amino acids)
Source: RefSeq, a predicted model, not a curated record
GAAUGCAAUCUGUCAUCUCAGACUACUCCACCGAACAUCUCUAUCAGCUCAGACCUCAGAGUCUCGGUCUCUCUCAACCCUAACCCAUUCAUACAAAACCCACCAUGCCAAACUGGGCAGGACAAGGUGUUGAAUUUGUAUAGUGGCCAAGCCAGACAGCCAGUCUUUGCUUGUUACAAUUUUGAUCUUUGAUGGCGGAAUUGGUUGGUCCGAGGCUUUACAGUUGCUGCAAGUGCCGAAACCAUGUCGCCCUUCACGAUGAUAUCAUUUCUAAAGCCUUUCAGGGAAGAAAUGGUCGAGGCUUUCUCUUCUCAUAUGCAAUGAAUGUUACAGUGGGGCCUAAAGAAGACCGACCCCUCAUCACUGGUCUGCACACGGUUGCGGAUGUCUACUGCUGCGACUGCCAUGAAUUGCUGGGCUGGAAGUAUGAACGAGCCUUUGAGGAAACACAGAAAUACAAGGAAGGGAAAUUCAUUCUAGAGAAAUCAAAAAUAGUGAAGGAAAACUGGUAGCCUGUGCAGUAUCUAGUUAUCUGUCUGCCUUCAACUGUAAGUUUAUGGGCGCCUCUAUUCAUCUUGUUUCAAAAGUUCCACCAAUUGAAAAAGUUCAAUUAUUGUUCUUCAGUGGGCAUUCCUCCCUUCUUUGUUCUGUGAAUAUUGUACUCAGGAUAAUUGAUUUGUUACUAACUUGUGAAUAAAUUUAUAAUAAAGUUUGUGAAUCAUUCAAU